Messenger RNA from Closterium sp. Naga37s-1, 600 nucleotides. NCBI's taxonomy places the organism in Eukaryota, Viridiplantae, Streptophyta, Zygnematophyceae, Desmidiales, Closteriaceae. The record is from the annotation of a GenBank genome assembly.
AUGCGCGCGCCCUGCCCCGUCGACGCGUGCGCCCUGACUCGUCGUUGCGCGCGUCCUGCUUUCGCCGUCGUGCCACCUGCCCCAUGCCCGCGCGCGCUCUGCCUCAUCUCUGCGCGCGCCUUCCCCCAUCGUCGAGCCCCCCCCUGCCCUCUGGUCGCGGCCGUCCCGCCCCGCGUGGCCGACCUUCCCUAUCCCCUCGCGAGCGCCCUCCCUUUCUUUCUCGCGGGUGCCCAGCCUCUUCUCCUCCCGGGCGCCCGCGCGCCUCUUCGUGGUGCGCCUUCCCAGACUCUCGCGCCCCACACUCACCCUAUCCGCCCACCGCAUCCGCCUCUCUUCUCUCCUCCCGCUCCUUCUUGCCUUUCCUCCUCACCUCCUGCUUCCCCUCUGCAUCUACUGCAGCUGGCUGCCACCUCGCACCCGUGCUCAUCCGUUCUAGUAGCUAAUUGUGGCCCCCCUUGCCUUUCCGUCAAGUCCCCGCCCUUCCCACAAUCCGCCCCUUCACCAUCCUCCUCCUCUCCUCUCUCCCUCCAGUUUCCCCUCCACUAUCUCACCCCUUCCUCCACCUCUUCCCUCUCCUCAUCUGCUGCAGCUGGCAGCUGA